This is a messenger RNA of Pseudozyma flocculosa PF-1, 501 nucleotides long. RefSeq lists its product as uncharacterized. The coding region runs from base 1 to 501 and encodes 166 amino acids. The record is from RefSeq and is a predicted model, not a curated record. The transcript has 2 exons. NCBI's taxonomy places the organism in Eukaryota, Fungi, Basidiomycota, Ustilaginomycetes, Ustilaginales, Ustilaginaceae.
AUGAAGCUCACACUCGCCUCCCUUUCCAUCCUGUCCAUGGCACUGGGUGCCUGGGCACGGCCGCCCGCGUCAGGGCCCUAUGGAGACGCCGGGACGACGGUUGGUGGCGAACCAAGCGAUACGAUUCCCGUGACCGUCGACUUCAAGCCCGUCCCGCAGGGCUCGACCAACGUCCGAUACUACCACAUACAGCAGAACGGCACGCUGCGGAUCUACACGCGUCCUGAUGGCGUCAAGUCGCUGUCGUACGUCAGCGCCAACUACAUGCCCAGGACGUGGCAGCUCGGCGACAACCAGAGCCACGCAUGGCUGUGGGUCUCCCUGAACGCGGCGGACGAGAUCCCGUGCGGCAAGCGCCCUCGCGCGCCAGGCAACGACCACCUGUACUCGGCCUGCGAGUACUUUAGCGAUCCCCGUCACUUUGACGACUACCGCUUUGUCGACGGCAAUGCCAAGAACUCUCAUCCCGUCGGACCGUUCACGUCGUUCUCGCGCACCUGA